Gasterosteus aculeatus aculeatus (three-spined stickleback) is the source of this 5265-nucleotide messenger RNA. RefSeq names its product aryl hydrocarbon receptor. Gene Ontology annotation, molecular function: protein dimerization activity; transcription cis-regulatory region binding; nuclear receptor activity. NCBI's taxonomy places the organism in Eukaryota, Metazoa, Chordata, Actinopteri, Perciformes, Gasterosteidae. Gene Ontology annotation, biological process: response to xenobiotic stimulus; xenobiotic metabolic process; regulation of transcription by RNA polymerase II. Gene Ontology annotation, cellular component: aryl hydrocarbon receptor complex; nucleus. The record is from RefSeq and is a predicted model, not a curated record.
CCUCCUUUGCAGCUCAUGCCCGGCGCUAAUUGUAGUGCAGCACUGGUGUAGAUUAUAAAAUGUAAACACUAACGCGUUCUAUGCGUGUAUUUGAGGACACUUGUGUCGCGUUUUUAAUCUGCGCUUCCUCCACUAUGACUCCGUCUUUGUCUCCAUGAGGAGGGAAACCCAACAGCGUCUUUCUGGGACAACUUCAUCCUCCCGCGAGCCCGAUGGGACAACAACGCUUUACUCAUUUUUGAUUUGAUUUUUUAAGCGGGUCGCAUGCUGCUCAAACUCGUGUUUUUUUUUUUUUGCUGCACAUUUUGAUUUAACUCCGAAGUGCAGCGGCCCGUGAAAAAAACAAAACCAAGUCCUUUUCUGUCCAAGUCACCGCGUUUGGCUUUUUUGACGUUUCUUUCUGAAAGGAAGAAUGCGUUGCGGUGUCGAUCUGGGGGAUUAGCGCAGAAUAUUCCAUGUAGCGCAGAAAGCGGCUGCGCGCGUUUCUGGGAUCCAUCGCAGGCUUAUAUAAGCAGAGCCGUCAUGUAUGCAGGACGCAAGCGGAGAAAACCCGUCCAGAGAGCGGUGAAGCAUGCGCCGGCCGACGGGGCCAAGUCCAACCCGUCCAAGCGGCACCGGGACCGGCUGAACGGGGAGCUGGAGCGGCUGGCCAGCCUGCUGCCGUUUCCCGAGGAGGUCACCGCCAGCCUGGACAAACUGUCCAUCCUCCGCCUGAGUGUCAGCUUCCUGCGGGCCAAGAACUUCUUCUCAGUCACCCUGACCGGAGCGACUCCAGCUGCUGUGAGCGAUGACGACAGCGAAGCAUCAGCGGCGGCGGCCAAGAUCCCCGAAGGCGAGCUGCUGCUGCAGGCGCUCAACGGUUUCGUCAUGGUCCUCACAGCCAGUGGGACCAUCUUCUACUCGUCUCACACCAUCCAGGACUACUUGGGCUUCCACCAGACCGACGUCAUGCACCAGAGUGUGUACGAGCUGGUCCACACGGAGGACCAGCAGGAGCUCAGGAGGAACCUGCACUGGGCUCUGAAUCCUCCUCCGGCCGCCGUCACCCAGGACUCCCCCCGAGAGCCGGAGGCGGACAGCGGCUCCUCCGUGGUCACCUACAGCCCCGAGCAGCUUCCCCCGGAGAACUCGUCCUUCCUGGAGAGGAGCUUCGUGUGCCGCUUCCGCUGCCUCCUGGACAACUCCUCCGGCUUCCUGGCGUUGAACAUCCACGGCCGGCUGAAGUUCCUCCACGGGCAGAAGCAGCGGCAGGAAAACGGGGGGAAGGCCCCGCCCCAGCUCGCCCUCUUCGCCAUCGCGACUCCCCUGCAGCCUCCGUCCAUCCUGGAGAUCCGGACCAAGAACAUGAUCUUCAGGACCAAACACAAGCUGGACUUCACGCCUUUGGCCUGUGAUGCAAAGGGGAAGAUAGUGCUCGGGUACACGGAGGCUGAACUGCGGGUUCGAGGAUCGGGGUACCAGUUCAUCCACGCGGCGGACAUGUUGUACUGCGCCGAGAACCACGUCAGAAUGAUGAAAACCGGAGAGAGCGGCCUGACGGUGUUCCGGCUCCUCACCAAGGAGAACCUCUGGAAAUGGGUGCAGGCCAACGCCAGGCUGGUGUACAAAAACGGCAAACCCGAUUACAUCAUCGCCACCCAGCGGCCCCUCCUGGACGAGGAGGGGGGAGAGCACUUGCGUAAGCGCUCCAUGCAUCUACCCUUCACCUAUGCUACCGGGGAGGCCCUGCUCUACCAGUCCAACCAUCCCAUCGCCGCCUUUAGAGACGGGAGCCAUGAGAAAAACAGCAGUAAGUCAAAGAAGAGCCGGACGGAGAGGCUGGUGAGGGACGGCCUGGACCCCGGCUCUCUUCUCGGGGCGCUCAUGAGUCAGGACGAGUCGGUGUACGUUUGCCAGCCCGCCGCCGAGCCCAAAAUGUCGUUCCACAGCCUCUUCGGGGAGCAAAUGGGCUUCCCAGACUCUGAGCCCGCCGGGGCGCACAGGGGCUGGGACGAGCCCAGCAACGGAGGGCCGGGCGCCGGCCUGGUGGAGCCGGGCGGCAGCUUCGACCCGCUGCUGUCCACUCUGGACGGCCUGUCCCUGGAGGGCCUCGAGGUGGCGGAUUCCGGAGAGGCGGGUUGUUCAAACGGCGAUCUGUUCGGCGCUCUGGAAGGCCUGGGGCUGAGCGCGGAGGACCUGGAGCUGCUGCUGCUGGACGAGCGGAUGAUCCGGGUGGAGAUGGACCCGGAGCGCGUGCCCACCUUGGACGACCUGCUGACCAACGACGAGAUCCUUUCCUACAUCUACGACUCCAUAGAUGGGAAGGCGGAGGCCGCGGAGCAGCGGGGACAGGGGCCCCUCGGCGACGCCUCGGCGACGCUACCCGAAGGCGACGUCUCCUCUGGCGGCGACGCGCAAAUGCAGUUUCCUCACCACAAGCUCCCGCUGGCGGCGCACGCUCCCAUCCUGCAGCUCUCCCAGCAGAUGCAGCAGCACCUCAACGUGCGGCCGGGGAAGGCGGCGCACGCCUGGGACCAGCAGGGCGGCCAUUUGGCGAGCACCGCUGUUAACGGAGAGCUGCCGGGGGCGAAUUGGUCAGCGGCCAACGGACAGUGGGAAGGCCCGGACGGCCUCGGCGCCGCGGGGUUGCAGCUGGAACACUUCAAAGCGACUGUUUUCCACGGCAAGGCCUCUGAGCUGGAGGAGGGAGAGCUCCAUCAAGCGCACCAACGCUGCCUCCAGCAGCAGCAGAGGCGCCACGCGCUACGGCGCCACGCCGACCCGAAGGCCGCCGCCGGCCUCAACGGGAAGUCCCAGUGGCAGGACUACGGAUUCUGUCCGGAGAACGGCGUGGAGUACAGCGUGCCCGACUCGGACGGCGUGGAUUACGCCGCGAGCGGGGGCGGUGGGUUCGGGAAGCAGGUGGAGAACGGCUGCCUGCUGAACGGAGCUUACCCAGCGAGUAGGAGCGGCACGGCGCCCCCUGCUGUCCCCGAGACUUUGUCCCGCCUCCCCGACCCGCCGGCCUCCGGCAUCUACCUUUGACACGCGCAGUGGCUCCGCCUUAAACGUCGACACCAGAUGAACAAAUGUAGGCCUGACGUUUUUGAGGGGUUUUUGGUUUCCAUUGUGACUUUUUUUUGUGUGUGUGUCUGUGUGUUGUAUUUCGAUUCAUAUUAUCAUACGAGUCUUUUGUUUACAAUAAUGCAGUUGAGAGAGCUCAGUUUGUUUGAAGUAAUACAGAAAGGUCUUUAAAAACCAGUUCACAAAUAUUCAGAAACACAAAGCAGAAUUUAGAGCGAGAAGCAAAUAAAAUAUGGAUCGUUCUGUUUUCCAAUAUUUCAAUCUCAUUUUCUGACGGGUAUUUGUUAUAUUUUGUACUUUGUGAAAACAAAAGAAGACCAUAUUGUGUGUUACCGGGUAAAUAACACAAAUCAGUUCAUUAGGAAAAGCUCAAAAUAAAUAGUUAAAUGCCACUAAAUUUAGGUAAAUUUAGGGAUUAAUUGUUCAACCAGAAAAUUACAUUUUUCUUUUUUUGCAUCUGCUGAAUCCAGACUUUGUGGAAUUGGGGUAUAUUUUUUGAGUUUUGGACAGUCGGAGAGACAGAAGGACACAUGUGAAGGAUUCCUCACCUGAGACGUGAGUGGUCCAACGGGGGGAGAGGAGCCGGGUGGAGCCCAGAGGAGCCCAGAGGAGCCUGGUGGAGCCCAGAGGAGCCCAGAGGAGCCCAGAGGAGCCGGGUGGAGCCCAGAGGAGCCCAGACGAGCCGGGUGGAGCCCAGAGGAGCCCUGAGGAGCCCGGUGGAGCCCAGAGGAGCCCAGACGAGCCGGGUGGAGCCCAGAGGGAGCCCAGACGAGCCGGGUGGAGCCCAGAGGAGCCCAGAGGAGCCCAGAGGAGCCCCAGAGGAGCCUGGUGGAGCCGGGUGGAGCCGGGUGGAAUGUAUCGAGGACUGAGAGAGCAUCAAAUGCAGUUUCAUGUUGUGACUUAAUUUUCCCCGUCAGAACAGAACGGCCGGCUGUGUGUCGCACGCACACGGACACACACACACACACACAUGCUCUCUCACACACACACACACACACACAGGCCUGCAGGCUGUGUGGUUUCCUCACAAGUUUUCCGUCACGUCACAAGAAUGUAAUAUUUAAUUUCUUCCCUUGUUGAACUCGUCAACAAUGAGAUUAAUCCAUAAGUGUUUUGUUUUUUUUACUUUAAAAUAUGGAAAUUAUGGCUAGAAAUCUGGUGCACUUUAUUUCCAGCGUCCACUCAAUGCAGAUGUGCGUUCGGACGGACCCACAAACACGUCGUUGUCAGUGUCACCGUCUUCAUCUUCCUCCACGUGGAGUAUUGUUAUUAAUAUUGCGUUGUCCUUUCAACUGACUCUAAUAGGAGUCCAUUCAUUUCAUUUUGUCGUCCUUGUCCUGAAGUUGACGUGUGAGACAAAGAUAAGAAAAGAAGACGUCGGGCUCGGUGGUUUGCGGUCUUGUGGUUGGGGGGGUCAAAGGUCGACGCAAACGCACAGAGAUGAACUCUGUGGCUUCGUUUGGUGGUUCUCCUCUGGCAGCGAUGGACGUCAGAAUGGACACUGAAAAAAACCAAAUGUGAGUUUAAAGAAAAGAUGUGAAUGUUUCUUGUGGAGUUAUUUCAUGGCGAAGAGAUGCUGAAAAGAGAUUGCCACUUUAAUCGUUGAAAUACUGUCAUUACUAUGAGUAUUAAUAUUAUGUUUGUGUUGAGAUGUGAUACACGCGUGGUUACAUGUCGUCCGAGUCGACUCGUUUCUUUCCCUUUCUUUUUGCUGCGGGCGGAAGCGUUUGCUCUAUUUAAUAUGAUGUGAUGUGACUUAUUAACAAUGUGAAGAAAAAAAGAUGUGUAUAUAAAAGCAAACCAGCUUUGACAAAUGCAGGUAUGUACAUAGUUUUAUGUCAUCUCACCAAUUUUGAGCACUAGUUUUAAUAACACAUGCUUAUCGAUCUCUUUCGUUGAUUGAUUUUCUUUCUUUUUUAAGUUGUAAAUACUGUCCUCACACUGGACUCUGACAGCCGGACACACGGUGCCGCUAACAUGCUAACAGGACGAGCUGCAGCUUCCACCCUCCGACUGCUUCCUUCGCAUUCAUUUCUUUUCUUCCUUUUUGAAAUAAAAAGGAAGACAUUUGAUCACUAAAGCGUCUCCUCUGAGUUUGAGUCCACCCAGGAGGGUGAACAGCUAAAGGGGGGGGGGGGUCUGUGUCGUGUAAAGGUGCUAUGUGAAGCGUUUUGACAUUAAUAAAAUCGUUACCACUUUCAA